Messenger RNA from Colletotrichum scovillei, 858 nucleotides. RefSeq lists its product as uncharacterized. The transcript has 3 exons. The record is from RefSeq and is a predicted model, not a curated record. Bases 321 to 752 code for a protein of 143 amino acids. NCBI's taxonomy places the organism in Eukaryota, Fungi, Ascomycota, Sordariomycetes, Glomerellales, Glomerellaceae.
CUUCCUUCGAUAUGGAUGGCAUUUGACAGGUUCCAGUCUUGAGUGCUAACAUGAUGUCCCAAUCUCCGGACUACAUGGCAUCAAUCAUCCCAACACAGCUCUGUCCUUGUUCUCUUCCGGCAGCAGCCAAACCCCAGACAUCGUUCUUCAAGUCUUCUCUUUUCCGCGCCGGCCGCCACUGAGAUAAAUCCAUCUUGGAGAGCAAUUCCUCUCGCGCGAACGCCGUCGUCUUUCCGUUUUAUCAACUUGUCGCUCCAUCUGGAUAAUCGAACAGCCAAACCCCUCGCCCAUCGCAAGACUACGACCAUCACAAGCUCACAAUGGCUACUGCUGCGAAUGACACCAAUGUCCCGGCUGCCGGGGCGGAGCCAAGAACACCGACGUCGACUCCGGCAUCAGGCUCAGCGUCUCCUGGUGUAGCACCCGCCCACCAGUGCAGACAAUGUCGCGCUUCCUUCUGCCAGCCCCUCGGUUGCGGGCAUGUCUAUUGUGACGAGUGUGCCGGUCCUCAUCAUCAAUGCCCCGAGUGUAAUCGCCACCCCGUUCUGUAUCCCAAGCCCUCGACCGAAAAACCCCCCAAGACCACGUAUCCCUCCGAAGACGGCCUUUUUGACCCUGUUUUCCAAAAGAGAAUCGACAGUCGAAUCCGUACAAUCUACUACGUCUCGCUCUGUUCUUUCUGGGCUUCUGUCCUCGUAGGCAUUCUUUGCAUUAUUGCUAUCAUUCUUGAAACGAGCAAACGGUCUCGUUAAGGUGGAAGGUUCAGAAGGGAAAACUUAUCGAGGCCGGUGCUUGCUGGCUAGGCUGGUUUGUAGGACGGUUGAGCGCGGUGGAGUAUGAUUACUUGUAGCAUUAACA